GGGGCUGCUGCAGGGGGACCCGGUCCCCGGGGCGGCGGCUGCCAUGAACUUCUCCGAGGUCUUCAAGCUGUCCGGCCUGCUCAGCAAGUUCUCCCCGGACGGGAAGUACCUGGCUUCGUGUGUCCAGUACCGUCUGGCGGUCCGAGAGGUGAGCACCCUCCAGAUCCUGCAGCUGUACACAUGCCUGGACCAGAUCCAGCACAUAGAGUGGUCGGCGGAUUCCCUCUUUAUCCUGUGCGCCAUGUACAAGCGGGGCCUGGUGCAGGUGUGGUCCCUGGAACAGCCAGAUUGGCACUGCAAGAUAGACGAGGGCUCAGCAGGACUGGUGGCUUCGUGCUGGAGCCCGGACGGUCGCCACAUUCUGAACACCACCGAGUUCCACCUUCGGAUAACUGUCUGGUCCUUGUGCACAAAAUCCGUGUCUUAUAUCAAGUAUCCUAAAGCUUGUCAGCAGGGAAUCACCUUCACCAGGGAUGGUCGCUACAUGGCGCUGGCCGAGAGGCGGGACUGCAAGGACUACAUCAGUGUCUUCGUUUGCAGCGACUGGCAGCUCCUGAGGCACUUUGAGGCUGACACCCAGGACCUCGUCGGGAUCGAGUGGGCGCCCAACGGCUGUGUGCUGGCCGUGUGGGACACCUGCCUGGAGUAUAAGAUCCUGCUCUACUCCCUGGACGGCCGCUUGCUGGCGAGCUACUGUGCGUACGAGUGGUCCCUGGGCGUCAAGUCUGUGGCCUGGAGCCCCAGCAGCCAGUUCCUGGCCGUCGGAAGCUACGACGGAAAGGUGCGCAUUCUGAACCACGUGACCUGGAAGAUGAUCACAGAGCUUGCGCAUCCUACGACCAUCAACAACCCAAAGAUCAUUGUCUAUAAGGAGGCAGAGAAGAAUCCGAAGCUAGGGCUGGGGGCCCUUCCUUUCGCGGCCCCGAGAGCAGCGGCCAGGUCUCUCUCCACCACAGAGACCAAAUACGAGGUCGCUUCCAUGCCGGUCUCUCUGCAGACCCUGAAGCCAGUCACCGACAGGGCGAACCCCAGGAUCGGCGUGGGCACCAUGGCCUUCAGCCCCGACAACUACUUCCUGGCCACGAGGAAUGACAACAUCCCAAAUGCUGUGUGGAUCUGGGACGUCCAAAAGCUACGGCUGUUCGUGGUGCUGGAGCAGCUGGCCCCUGUGCGCACCUUCCAGUGGGACCCCCAGCAGACCCGUCUGGCCAUCGGUACAGGAGGGGGCCAUGUCUACCUGUGGUCCCCGGCAGGUUGCAUGUCAGUGCAGGUGCCUGUGGAAGGUGAGUUGGCUCAGACUGGGCAGCUUUGGGCUCACUGGGCUUGCCUGAUAUUAGGUCCCCACUGGCCACCUACUGACCCCCAGGCAAGGGCUGCCCAGGGCCCUCAGUGGCUGUCUGAUCCUGUGUCUCUGCAGGUGAUUUCCACGUGCUCGCCCUGUGCUGGCAUCUGAGCGGGGAUCCCCUGGCCCUUCUCAGCAAGGACCACUUCUGUUUGUGUUUCCUGGAGACGCAGGAGGGGCCUGCAUAACCUGAAGGCCCGGUGGCAUCUCAGGACAGGACCCUGGCUUCCAACCUUGAUAGACCACGUUAAAUUAUUUUUCUAUAGGGAGGCAUUUUGUAAAUAUGUAUGGAAUGAAAUGGAUUUUUAUUACUUGAAAUAAAUAUUUGUAGCUC
Messenger RNA from Echinops telfairi (small Madagascar hedgehog), 1676 nucleotides. RefSeq names its product WD repeat containing, antisense to TP73 (gene WRAP73). Gene Ontology annotation, biological process: protein localization to mitotic spindle pole body; mitotic sister chromatid segregation; microtubule anchoring at mitotic spindle pole body. The record is from RefSeq and is a predicted model, not a curated record. Gene Ontology annotation, cellular component: mitotic spindle; microtubule organizing center; MWP complex. Gene Ontology annotation, molecular function: protein binding. Bases 44 to 1453 code for a protein of 469 amino acids. The transcript is spliced from 11 exons. NCBI's taxonomy places the organism in Eukaryota, Metazoa, Chordata, Mammalia, Afrosoricida, Tenrecidae.